Molecule: messenger RNA, 1830 nt
Organism: Uloborus diversus
Lineage: Eukaryota; Metazoa; Arthropoda; Arachnida; Araneae; Uloboridae
Product: gastrula zinc finger protein XlCGF57.1-like
Exons: 2
Coding region: 325-1830 (501 amino acids)
Biological process (GO): regulation of transcription by RNA polymerase II
Cellular component (GO): nucleus
Molecular function (GO): RNA polymerase II cis-regulatory region sequence-specific DNA binding; DNA-binding transcription activator activity, RNA polymerase II-specific
Source: RefSeq, a predicted model, not a curated record
CGCAUGAUAGAGUGGUGUGUUAACUUUUGAAGAGAUAUCAUCAUCUAUUUCAGGACAUAUAAUUUUUUUUGAACGCAGUUUUUUGGCAGCUCGUCCUACAGCAAUAACGUGAGUGAAAACUUGCUGUUUUAAUUUUCUGGAGUGAUGGUACGUUAUAAAUAUUAUUCAGGAAAACUGUUGCGGAGGAGAAAAAUUAUUUUAUCUAUGUAUUCUUACUUAAAAAAAAACUCUUUAUUUCGGAAAAGUUUUCAAAUUUGUUGAUGGCUGCUUAAUUUUUUUAAUAAGAUGCUCAUAACAAUAGUAAAGUGAACACGUUUUUGCUAGAUGGAUAGCUGCUUGGUUAUGAAGAUGGGGAGUGCGAUUCGUCGAAAAGAAAUUCUGUUGCAGCGGCCUAAGUUUUAUCCUUGCCCUGCUUGUGGACGGAAGUUCACUCAGCGCGCUCUUGAAAUUCAUCAAAUAUCCUGUUCGGAAAGAGAGGAUUGUUCCUGUAUCGCUUGCAACAUUACUAAACAAGGAGUCUGGGAUGGAGAUGAUUUGGAGGAGGAAUGCUCAUUUGAGUUGAGAAUCAAUGGCAGUUCUUCUUGUGGCAACUCAGAAAAGGUUAGACAUGAGGAUCAUACAGAUCAACUCCUAGUGAAAAAGACAAAGGAUGAUUCUAAGGUUGAAUCGUUGGAGAGCAGAAAAAUUGAUGACCCUCCAGCAGAUAUGGAAGUGUUGGCCAAUUCUGAAAAUAAAUAUGUUUUACUGUGGUCUGACACUGCUGCACAUCAACGAGCUGUGAAUAUUAAGUUGCAUGCAAGUACUGAAGAUCACGAAGGUGACGCCUGUAAUCGUAAACUAUUCUGUUGUGUAUGCAAGGAGCAUGUGUUCUGGGAAUCGUAUGGUUUACAUGUUUUGCAGCACUGUAAGGUUACUGAAAAUAAAUAUGUGACAUGUCCCGAGUGCAGCACCACUUAUUCUAAGCCAACCCUCUUCCUGAUUCAUUUUUAUAUCCAUGUAUCUACUCAUCCCCUCGACUGUCCAGAAUGUCGAUGUAGUUACCCCAAAUGUAUUGACGCCACAAAUCGGGCUAUCGUUGAACACUGUUAUGCGGAAAGUGCACCAUUUCAUUGUUACAUAUGCCUUAAGCACUUUGGACACUGUCAGACAGUCGUUAAUCAUAUGAGAUUGCAUUCAAAAGAAAUGCCUUUUGUAUGUAAAGAGUGUAACCGUUCGUUUCGACAGAUCGGAAACCUCCAACGUCACAUGACCACGCAUCGAGGAGAACGGCCCCACAAAUGUCCGAACUGUUUUCGUUCAUUCGCGGACCCUGCCACUCUGCGAAAUCACGUGAGGGUUCAUACCGGAGAAACUCCAUACGUCUGUAACAUCUGUAAAAGAGGGUUUUCCCAGGUUGGGAACCUAAAGAGACACAUGGCUCUGCAUUUGCAGAGAGAUGACAGUACAUCAAAAAUAUCAAAGAAAUUGGAUGCAAGUCCUGAGGAUCCAGAUCCUGUGGUGGAGAACGGAAAGUCUGAUUCGGACUCCGAAAAAGCAAAAUCUGAUGUUGAAAAAAAAUUAUCCGAUACUACCAGUAGCAAUAUCACCACAAAAGUAAAACAUCUGAAUAAUAUUUUUCAUAAACAACGAGUACGUAAGAAGAAUGGGAAAAUACGAGUCUUCCCUUGUCCUACGUGUGGGAAGGUGUACACCUGGCAACAUGAUCUCACCAUUCAUUUUCGAACUCACACAGGCGAAAAACCUUUUAAAUGUGAAUUUUGUGAAAAACGUUUUGCUCAGAGUGGUGCUGUAAAUAUUCAUAAAGCCCGCCACCAUUCUGAUAAAGGGUGA